CUCUGUAGCUGCCGAUCUGCAUAAGCAACAAUGUCGCGUCAGCACUAUCUCAAGGCCGGCGAGGUGAGGCCAGAUCACACGACAGACAAUGAGGCAAGCACACACACACAGGGCUCCUGCUGCUUCCUUUGUGUUGUGUGUGUCAUUCAUAAGGUGGCCUUCAGCAAGAUGGACAAAGUGGUGAGCGAGACGGACGAGGGAUGGGCCGAUGAAAUGAAUGAUGGCGAUGGAUGAGCUGAGCUGAUCUCUCUCUGUGUGUGGCAGAGCGCGGAGCUGCUUGCCUUGACGUACGGCUCGCUCGUCACACAGCUGCUCAAAGACAAAGAAGAAAUCGGUGGGUUGACCACAUCCACGCGUCUGUCUGCUCUGCCUGUGCAAGGUGUGCCUGCCUGCCUGGUAUGUUUGGUGUGGUGUGUGUCGUGUACCAUCAGAGUCGGUGAACGUUCAGCUGGAGAAGAUGGGUUACAACAUCGGCAUUCGGCUGGUGGACGAGUUCCUCGCCAAGAGCGGCAUCGGACCGUGCCAGGACUUCAGAGAUACCGCAGAAGUCAUCGCCAAGGCAACCACACACGCGCGCGCACACACACAAAAACACACGCACCACAGCGAGUGACCGAUGCACACGAAUGAGUGUUUGUCUGGUGCGUGCAUCGAUCAGGUGGCUUUGAAGAUGUUUCUGAACGUCACAGCUGACGUGACGGGAUGGAACAGCGACCUGACGGCGUGCACACUCGUCCUGCACGACAACCCACUGUGAGCAUCCACCCUGCCGACACGCAUCCAUGCAGCUGCCAUGUGUGUACCUGCCUGCCUGGUUGCCUGUGUGUGUUGGCCUAACUCAGCAAUGAGUUUGUGGAGCUGCCGGCCAGCAUGGCGGGCCUCAAGUACGGCGAACUCAUCUGCGGCGUCAUACGAGGCGGCCUCGAGCAGGCAAGCCUGUCUGUCUGUCUGUCUGAAUGAAUGAAUGAAAGACACACACGUACCAGAGCAACCAACGUCCAGCACAUGAGUGUGCCCCUUCAUGUGCUGUCUGUCUGUGUGGUCUGUGUGGGCUUUGUGUGUGUGUCAACUGAUCAGGUGCACAUGCGUGUGUCGUGCACGUUUGUCAAGGACGUGUUGAAGGGCGACGACACGAGCGAGAUAGCCCUCGAGUUCAAGGAGAUACUCAAGGAGGAAUUCGUGGACGAAGACGAGUGAAGCGAAGCGAUUAAUUGAGCCGGAUGAAUGCGAACACUUGUCAGUCAGUGACCGGCCUGCUGUUUGCUGUUUAUCGGCGUCUCAUGUCCGCAAUCACCAGACUGGCUACAUGUGUGAAUGUGUGUACCAUAUAUAUGAACGGCACUCUCUCCAUUGCAAAACG
Vitrella brassicaformis is the source of this 1360-nucleotide messenger RNA. NCBI's taxonomy places the organism in Eukaryota, Vitrellaceae. The record is from the annotation of a GenBank genome assembly.